Messenger RNA from Lates calcarifer (barramundi perch), 8448 nucleotides. It is a transcript of the gene pcdh7b, whose product is annotated as protocadherin 7b. Gene Ontology annotation, biological process: homophilic cell-cell adhesion. Gene Ontology annotation, cellular component: plasma membrane. The record is from RefSeq and is a predicted model, not a curated record. The transcript is spliced from 3 exons. The coding region runs from base 1273 to 5040 and encodes 1255 amino acids. NCBI's taxonomy places the organism in Eukaryota, Metazoa, Chordata, Actinopteri, Centropomidae. Gene Ontology annotation, molecular function: calcium ion binding.
AAAUAUUGUCUGCUGGCCUCUGGACUGGGUGACCAAGACCAAAGUCCGACCCUGUUUACGUGCGCCGCUGGGUGAAGAAGAAACCGGAGGGGGUGGAGAGAGAGAGAGGGAGAGAGAGAGAGAGAGAGAGAGAAGGAGGGCGGGAGGGGGAGAGAGAGAGAGAGAGGGAGACGGAGAGGGAGAGAGAGACUGCAAUAUCAUUUGUGAAUCCCUCUCACAGUGCUGCAGAUAGGGGCUGCCAACACAUGCGGCGCGUCUGCAGGUGAGGGAACAGGCUGAAUAUGCUGGACACACUGAGGAAUUCAACCACCGUUUCCUAAAAAGAAAAAAAAACGCGCCGGAUUUACGUUUUUGAAAAAGUUUUUUCGCUUGAUUUUUUCUAAAAAAAAAAAAACCCACACACAACCUUUAUUUUUUUAAAAGGAGGUUGUGCAUUGUGGAGUUGGGAGGAGAGAGAACUAUACCUCUUGUCUGGGGGUUUUGCAAGUGACUUGGAGAGAAGGAAGAAGGAAGAGAGAGCGCGGAUAGGCAAAACCGGACAGGUACCAUUUUUCGCUUCACAUUCGCAUCCGCAAGAACGGAGUUGACAGGCUCCGCGCAGCCAACACACACGUACACACACACACACACACACACACUCUCUCUCUCUCUCUCUCUCGCCGUAUGAUGAGUUUGGAAACUGCGCGGGCAUUUAAAUGAUCCUCUGACAUAUGUGGACAUAUCAUCGGACAGGGGGAUAUUGCAGCCUCACCUCCUCCCCACGAAAAGGAGAAACUGUGAGUAAAAAAACCCGCGCGAUGUGGACUGACUAUACUUUCUGGUGAUAUGAUGUUCGGACUAUGACAUUUUGGCUUUUACGCGCAUGAAAUUCGCAGAUUUGUGGCACCAUCCAGAGCGCACGGAGCCUCUCUGGUGUGUGCGUGUGCGCGCGCGCGUAUGUGUGUCUUUUUUUUUUUUUUUUCUUUUUUGAACACCGUUGCGGUUUUUGUUGCACUAAAACAAGGAAAGAGCAACUAACAUCCAGUUGGUGGAGGUUGGAAAAGCAGGGGUAGGAGAGCAGGAAAGCCCGUGCACUUGCUGCUUUUCACUGCAGCAGGAGCGAUGUAGGGAAGUCGUCCGGAGGAUGAAGUCUCACACAUCCCGAAACCGAGGGCUUUGCUCUUAAUGAAAACGAUAUUUCUUUCCCUCAAUCGGACUUUCCAUUAGUGAUUAAAUUAUUUUUUUGGACAUUUUCCCCCCAAAAUCUAAGUGGACAUUUUCCAGGGAAGAACAAUGAGGACUACUGGUGCAGUGGACUAUUUGUACUAUUGCAUGCUCAUCCUGCAGCUUGUGCAUCAGCCCGCUGCCAAGCAAGUGCUCCGGUACCGUUUAGCUGAGGAGGGACCCGCCGAUGUGAGAGUAGGAAACGUAGCCGCCGACCUGGGCAUCGUUGCCGGGUCCGGCGAGGUGACAUUCACGCUCGAAUCAGGCUCUGAUUUUUUCAAAAUAGAUAAUAUAACAGGUGAGCUCACCACCAACGAGAGGCGGAUAGACCGUGAAAAAUUACAGCAGUGCCAAAUGAUAUUUGAUGAGAACGAGUGUUUUAUAGAUUUCGAAGUGUCAGUCAUCGGACCGGCCCAGAGCUGGGUCGAUCUGUUCGAGGGAAAAGUCAUCAUAUUAGAUAUAAAUGAUAACACCCCGUCUUUCCCUUCCCCUGUCCUGACACUGUCUGUGGAGGAAAACAGACCCAUUGGAACCCUUUAUCUGCUGCCCACUGCCACAGACAGAGAUUUUGGCAGAAAUGGAAUAGAGAGAUAUGAGCUUAUCCAGGACAAUGGGGAGAACUCAAGGCGCUUGGGUUCUUCUGGGGAUUCAUACUCGGGAAAGAGGAGGUUUGAUGAAGGCGCGAGCAGGAGCAGUGUCUUUGAACUGCAAGUUGCUGACACUACUGAUGGAGAGAAACAGCCUCAACUCAUCAUUAAAGGGGCCCUUGAUAGGGAACAGAGAGACUCCUAUGAGCUCACGCUGCGUGUUAGGGAUGGAGGAGAUCCCCCUCGCUCUUCCCAGGCCAUUCUGAGGGUGAUGAUCACUGAUGUGAAUGACAACAGCCCUCGGUUUGAGAAGAGCGUGUACGAAGCCGACCUACCAGAAAACAGCUCCCCUGGUGCCCCCAUACUCCAGCUCAAAGCGGCUGAUGCAGACGUCGGGGUUAAUGGUCAAAUAGAAUAUGUGUUUGGGGCAGCCACAGAGUCAGUAAGGAGGCUGCUGAGGUUGGAUGAGAGCACAGGGUGGCUGAGUGUGUUGCACCGCAUUGACCGUGAAGAAGUGAGCCAACUGAGGUUCACAGUAAUGGCCCGUGACCGAGGCCAGCCACCCAAAAUGGACAAGGCCACUGUGGUGUUGAACAUCAAGGAUGAGAACGACAACGUCCCUGCUAUAGAGAUAAGGAAAAUUGGACGCAUUUUCUUAAAAGAUGGUGUAGCCAAUGUGGCUGAGGAUGUGGUGGUAGACACACCCAUUGCCUUAGUUCAAGUGUCAGACCGUGACCAGGGAGAGAAUGGCAUAGUGACCUGCACAGUGGUAGGGGAUGUGCCCUUUCAGCUCAAACCAGCCAGUGAAAUGGAGGGAGAGCAGAAUAAAAAGAAAUAUUUCCUCCACACGUCUGCACCCCUGGACUAUGAGGCCACACAGGAAUACAAUGUGGUCAUCGUGGCUGUGGACUCUGGAAGCCCAAGUCUGGCAAGUAAUAACUCUCUUAUCGUCAAAGUGGGCGACACUAAUGACAACCCUCCUAUCUUUAGCCAGAAUGUAGUAGAGGUGUCGUUUCCAGAAAACAAUGCCCCUGGCGAGAGGGUGACAACAGUAGCAGCCAUCGACGCAGAUAGUGGGAAGAACGCUGAAAUAGCCUAUUCCCUUGACUCAUCAGUAAAUGGGAUUUUCUCUAUCGAUGCAGACAGUGGAGACAUCCGAGUAAACACCAUUCUGGAUAGAGAGCAAACGGAGCGCUACGAAUUCAAAGUGAUAGCCAAAGAUAAGGGCAUAAACACCCUUCAAGGUUCUGCAACAGUGGUUGUCCUUGUGGCCGAUAAGAAUGACAACGAACCAAAGUUCAUGCAGGAUGUGUUCACCUUCUAUGUCAAAGAAAACCUUGAGCCAAACAGCCCAGUUGGCAUGGUUACAGUCAUCGACGCAGAUAAAGGCCAAAAUGCAGAGAUGAGUCUCUACAUAGAAGAAGAGGAGGAUAUCUUUUCUAUUGAGAAUGACACUGGGACUAUUUUCUCCACUCUAUCCUUUGACCGAGAGCAAAAAACAACAUACACCUUCCGUGUUAAAGCUGUGGAUGGCGGUGACCCUCCCAGAUCCGCCACCGCCACAGUUUCACUUUUUGUCAUGGAUGAAAAUGACAACGCACCAACGGUCACUUUCCCAAUAAACAGCUCCUACACCCUUCUUCCUCCCUCCAGUAACAUCAGAACAGUAGUCAGAACUGUCAUAGCCACUGAUACUGACACUGGCAUCAAUGCUGAUCUGAACUACAGCAUCAUUGGGGGUAACCCUUUCAAGCUAUUUGAGAUUGAUGGUGGCACUGGGGUCAUCUCACUGGUGGGGAAGCUGGAGCAGAAGCAUUAUGGCCUCCACAGACUGGUGGUCCAGGUGAACGACAGAGGGCAGCCUUCACAGAGCACCACCACACUGGUUCAUGUGUAUGUUAAUGAGACUCUUUCUAAUUCCACAGUCGUGGAGGCCCAGGUGGCAAAAAGCCUGAGUACGUCUCUCAACACCAACAUUGCCGGUGACCCCAACUAUGAUCUAAGCAAACAAAGGUUAAGCAUUGUAAUCGGAGUAGUUUCAGGCAUCAUGACAGUAAUUCUCAUUAUUCUUGUUGUUGUCAUGGCCCGUUAUUGCCGACCCAAGAAUAAGAAUGGCUACGAAGCUGGCAAAAAGGAUCAUGAAGAUUUCUUCACACCACAGCAACAUGACAAAUCAAAGAAACCCAAGAAAGAUAAGAAGAAACAGAAGUCUAAACAGCCACUCUACAGCAGCAUUGUCACUGUAGAGGCCUCCAAACCCAAUGGGCAGCGCUAUGACGGCGUCAACGAGAAGCUGUCAGACAGUCCAGGCAUGGGCCGCUACCGCUCAGUCAACGGAGGGCCCGGGAGCCCAGAUUUGGCCCGGCACUACAAGUCCAGUUCGCCACUCCCCACUGUCCAACUUCACCCGCAGUCGCCAACAGCUGGAAAAAAGCACCAGGCAGUUCAGGACCUGCCCCCUGCCAAUACCUUUGUUGGCACCGGAGAUAACAUUUCCCUUGGAUCUGACCACUGCUCUGAAUACAGCAGUCAAACUAUCAACAAGUACAACAAACAGCCGUUUCGCCGAGUGACCUUCUCGGUGGUGAGCCAGCCCCAGGACCCUCACCAGCAGGGAUCGCUGCAGAGCUGCUACGACAGCGGCCUGGACGAGUCGGAGACGCCCAGCAGCAAGAGUUCGUCAGGCCCCCGGCUGGGUGCCCUCCCCCUGCCUGAGGACAGCUACGAGAGGACAACGCCGGAUGGCAGUGUCGGUGAGGCAGAGCACAUGGAAAAUGACUCCCGGCCCUUGCCUGACGUAGCCAUGACUGGCAAGUGCACCCGGGAAUGCGACGAGUACGGCCACUCGGACUCCUGCUGGAUGCCUGUGCGCACGUCGCCCGAGCGACGGCCAUCCAAGUCAACCACCACACCCCAACAACCAAAGCUUUCCACCUUCAUGAGCGGCAACGGCAGCGGCAGCAGCAGCGCCGAGCAGCCCGGCAGCCAAGAGACCCUCGCCAUGGCCGCCAUGGCCAACGGAGACCCCACCGCCGCUCACAUGAUGGGCGACCGCAAUCGCAACCUGCUCAACAAGAAGAUGGCCUCCUCCUCCUCCUCCUAUGAGGCCUUCGGCUCGCCCUCCUACGGCUCACCGGGAGGCGGGGAGGAGGCGCUGGGCCACCCCACUGAGGAGAUCCCUCUGGCACCUACCGGGGAGUACAAGCCCACGUCCUGUGGCACCCUGACGCGACGGGAGGUGUACCUGUGAGCUCGGGGGGGUUAGUCACACCUGCUGUGCCACAACAUAUGGCAUUAAAACACAACACUAAGCGUAACUGCUUACCCACCACCAUUACAGCUCUAGAAGCUUUUUAGCCACCCUUGUUCUGUGCAAGGUAGGACUAAACUUUCUCCAAAGACUUUUACGACAGCUCCUUAAUGAAAAAUCUAAGCGGAUAGAUAAACGUAGUACCAUUUUUUUAAAGUGCUAAUUCCGGCCAUGACCUGGAAGAAAGGAGGAGGAGGAAGAACUGUUGCGGGCACUGAUUGGACUUUUUUGGAUGAGGCUGUUCUACUGGCGAGUCGGGCUCUUGGGACACGAUCUGCUGCCUGACAGUCAACCUGUACAAUACUCAACUCAUUUUACAUAUACAGUUACAUGCAUGCAUUAACCCCCCUCCUGUCCCCCAUGAAGGCCUCCGUUCCCUGAAGAUGACACUGUAUAAAAGAGACAGUUUCUUUUUUCGGUUUAUGUUUUUUCUAGAAACAAAGCUGUACAUGUGGACUAUUUUGACUUCAAAGUGUGUCUGGUUAUGCCUUUUUUUUUAUUAUUUCAGAACAGGGCAACACUCUGGCCACGGGACUCUGUGGCUGCGACAAUAUACUGGACAUAAUGGUCCCUGUAUGUGGAUUUUGUCAUCUUGACUGUUUGUGAUAAAAGUUGCUCGAUAGCAGAACAAAACUUGACCAUAUUCAAAUCUUAUAAGGACAGGAAAAAGACUAAGCUUUAAGUACCAGGCCCUGAAAACAACAUUUAUUUCAGUUCUCUCUUGAAAUGGAUGGAAAUGGGAGCCAGUGGAAUUUGCUGCAACUACCCCUUGGUUCAGACUCCAACCCCACUGGUAUGGACACAUGAUGACUGAUUCUAACUUACCAGUGAAAAGUCACUCAUUGUACAUAAACAUUUGGACCCCAGCAAACGACGCUAACUGCCCUCAUUCCCCUUUUGUCUCUGGUACUUUCCCUCAGUCUCUCUGUUCUCUGUCUUUGAUUGGCAACACCAAGACCAAACCCCCCCCCCCCCCCCGUUUUAAGAGAUGCAAGAUCUUAGAGCCAUGACCCAUCAUCACGUUGGCUGGAAAAGCAUGUGUGUACAUGGUUGUGUGUGUUCGGAUCGCCUCAGCGGGGAUGCUGCUUACCCCUGUUUUUGCUCAUAACACACACAUGUAGACACACACCCACGCACAUAUAUACAGCAGUGGAAGCAGAUUUAUUUAACUGAGGCCAGUGGCACUGCUGUACUGACUGAAAAUCCUGGGUGAGCACAGUGUGUGGCAUGCUGAGAUUAAAAUUAUGGAGGGGUAAUUGAAAUUGUAUGUGUGUAUGGGCCAGAUAUGCAGUAUAUAGUAUGUGUGUAUAGGCCAUAGUUAGUGUAUACUAUAGAUGUACACCAGUAAUAGGCUUAGAUGGGGGUGUAAACAUGGCCAAGCUGGUCCUAAAACAACUGCAAGGACAGCUUUUUACUGUUAUUCCUUUUUUUUGUGUGUGAUAGACUGAGCAAUAAAUAUCAUAAUGUACAUGUGACCAACCAGCAUCAACUUCUUUUUCACUUCUUCUCAAGCCUUCAAGGUGACAUUAACCCACACGUGGCUGUCCUAGAGUCCUUUUAGCACUAGUAGAUGUUGCUUUCCAUAGUAUGUGGCGAUGGCAUCUUUGAGCACGAAUGUAAGAAUCAGCUCAAUGGAAGAACAAUCAAAAAGCAACGACCGAAUGAGCAGAUGCCAGGAAGUUUUUGGGAUUACAGGCCGAGAGAGAAAAACACAAAAAGAAAAAAAAAAAAAGGUGUCAAAGUGAAACCAAAGCUUCGCGAGCAGGAUGAAGCACCGCCGCCCCCACUUCUCAUUACACACAAAAAUAGCUUUCUGGGAGAACUUUGCUUUAAGUACACAGUACAUGAAGAAUUUUUGUAAUGAAGGAUUGAGCUCGAACGCUAAGAAUGUGAUGUCUCGACUAAACAUCCGUCAACAUCCUCCGAGCUGACGCUUAACGACCACUUACACACAUACAUAACAAUGUUGGGAUGUUGUGCCUCCUUGUCUACAGUGAUUUUUUUUUCUUUUUUCGCAGCUACAGAGGCGUAAAAUCUCAUGACUGUAAUAAAGCAAAAGAAUAUCAGAUGCAAUGGAACUUUUUGUAUGUUAGCAAAACCCCUUUGGUUUGACCGGAGCUGCUUUUUCAGCAUCCCGGCAAUCUAUAGUCUGUAAGUACUACUCGUUGUUCGAAAGAAAGUGCUCCUAUACUUAUCAACUGUAUACAUAAAUAUUUACUUUUUACUGCACGUUUAAUGGGAACUUACUUCACUUACUGAGAAGGAAGAAGAAAAAAAAACUGUAAAACAAAAUGUACAAAAAAAAUGUUAUCCCUGUAAACAUGGAAAUCCACCUUGUUGCUUGCUUUUGUUAUACCUAAAGAUACAUUAGCCAUGUAUUAGCCAACUUAGUACAUCAUUUAAGAGUCUACGUACCAUUUUUCUUUUCAUUUUUUAUACUUCAUUUCAUUAUUGUCUCUUGUAUCACCACAUAAACCCAAAUCUUUCAUAUGUUUCAUUUACAUCAACUUUAUACCAUGAAAUUAGCAAAUUUCUACCUUCAUCUUGUAUUUUUCUUUUUAAUCCCAUACACUGGUUUGUUACACAAUAACAGUCAAAAACCGUGGAAAUGAUCAUGACAAUGUACUAUGUGUUUUACUUUUUUCUUUAUCUGGUGCCACUUUGUAUAUUUAGAGUGCUUCUGAAAAAAGAAACAAACAAAAAAACCUAAAAAAAAAAAAUACUAGAGUGAAUGCAAAUAUGCAAUUGUGCCUUUUUAUACCAAUUGGUAUGAUUAAAUGUUGGUUUGGAAUGGUGCAUAAACAAUGACAUGCAUACAAAAGUAGAUGGGGUGGCAUUUAAGAACGGACUGAAAUACAUUUGCAUAUCUUAGAUGAUAUCCCAUGAUGUCAAAGGCUUCUCGGAGGACGACCAGUCAAAUGUCAGUAAGCCUAUAGGUCUAAUAUUCAAAUGGCUGUUGUUCACUGGGUUCAAUUAUCUUGUUGAAAUAUCCAUUCCUAGCAUAGUGCAUUACUGAAUGAGUACAGGUACAUUCAAAAGUUGCUUGUUGAUAGUAAUAAUAAUGAUAUAAUGGAUUUUUUUGUCGUGUUCCACUCAUGUACAUGUAUGACAUCAGAGGUCAAGUAACCUUCUUUGUGCAUGAAACAAGCUCUAGGACUGAAUAUAGAAGCAUAGAAAGAUAAAGUGGAGGGAAAAAAAGGAAAAAAAAAAUUGCUUGGAGACAUUUGACUGCUCACAGUUGAGGGAGCCUAGAGAUAAAAAUGCUAAUGUGACAGUUUACUAGGAGGAGUGGAAGUGGGGGGAGAGGGAAAAAAAAAAGCUGCAAGGGAGAGUAGCUGACAGAACACA